Molecule: messenger RNA, 372 nt
Organism: Closterium sp. Yama58-4
Lineage: Eukaryota; Viridiplantae; Streptophyta; Zygnematophyceae; Desmidiales; Closteriaceae
Source: the annotation of a GenBank genome assembly
AUGUGGGCGACUCACCGCAACAACGAGGGGAAGCUGAACGAGGCGUACGAGUCGUGUGACAGCGUUAUUUUAAUAUUCUCAGUCAAUGAGACCCGACACUUCCAGGGCUGUGCGCUCAUGAUGUCGCGCAUAGGAGCGGUGGUGGGUGGAGGGCCGUGGAAGUAUGCUCAGCGGAUGGGCAGUUACGGGCAAAACUUCCGUAUUCGAUGGCUCAAGCUGUGCGAGCUAUCAUUCAACAAGACGCGCCACCUGCGCAACCAGUACAACGACAACCAGCCCGUCAAGAUCAGCCGGGACUGUCAGGAGGUGGAGCCGUCAGCAGGCAAGCAGCUCACUGCCUUGCUCUACCGCGAGCCAGACGCGCCACUGCUG